AUAUUUAGCUCAAAAAGCGACUGUUUUAAGUCGGGAUAGGCUGCUUAAAAUUUGAGAUAAAACUAAACUUAACAAAUAAUUGCUGCUUCUAAGUGUUAAUUUGUUGUUUUCGACAUAUUCAGGAUGGGGAGACUAGUAAUAUUGCUACUUGUUUUGUUCAUAAAUGCUUCAGUUGCUGAAUUUAUUUUUGCGAGAGGCCCUGAUCACAGUAAAGGCAUACCUUGCCCAGGAAAUAUGAAUAAGGAAACGUGUCUGCCGGGUUACCGAUGUGAAGAGGGAAGUGGUAAAAAUGGCUGCGUAAGAAGUUUUAGUAAAAUAGCUUUCGAAGCCUACACAACCAACACAGUAGGACAUUUUCCAAAUGGAAAGGUGCUUAUUUUCCCAGAAGUCUCCGUCAACGAUGGUCAGGGGUAUAAUUCCAAAACUGGCAUUUUCAAAGCACCGGUUGCAGGAAUGUAUCAUUUCACAGUGCAUGUCUGCAGUGCAAGAAGUAAGCAUAUGGUUGUAGCAAUUAUGAAGGGAGGGGAGCAAAUUGCCGUAACAACCGUAUUUACAGAACCCUACUCGGGUUGCGGGUCUCACAGUACCAUGGCAAGAGUUGCAGAAAACGAAUCUGUUCACGUGGAAGCACGUUGGGUUGAUAGCCGUCUUCAAUCAGACAUAUAUCGUUGGCCUUCUUUCAGUGGUUUUCUUAUGUAUCGCUAUGAUUGAAGUCUACUUAAUACUUAAAACUGUAAUAUAAUAUUCAUUACACUAGCUUUUGAAAUCAUUUUGUUAUAUUUUUGGGUCUUCAAAGAUAAACUUCUACCGGGGUCAGAAAUAUAUAAUUCAAAACAUUUUGGAAAAAAAUAUUUGAUGACGGAUUACUAUGUUUUUCUUGGCUUGAAAUGUGCCUUAUCUAAAAUGCAAACUACCAUCUUAAAAUGUGUUUGUCUUUUACGUAAGGGGUAUAUAUUUGACACAUUGAUUUCUGAAAAUUAACAUUCAAUUGGAUGAUUUGUAUCAAACAUCCACUUUAGGUUUUCCGAGUGAUUAAGGUAUUAGCAUGUUUUCAUUUCUGUGCUAUUACUGUUUAUUUGAUUUCUUCCCUCCAAGUAUAAACAUGACUUCCAUGUUUGAAGAUAAAGAUGCUGGAGUGUUGCAUAGAUAUAUAAUGAAAGCUGACGUUUAACUUGUUUUAAAGUAAGGGAGAUCAACGACAAUUGAAAUAUUUGUCCCUUUAUAAAUUUUGAAACAACAAUUCAAACUACAGUCUAUUGAUAAUCAUGACUUUGACAUAAUCUCUUUUACACAAGUUUCUGUUACGAUAGUGUUUAUCAUUUUAUUAAUGUAGAAUGGAAUAACUUUUCUUAGAUGUUAAAGAAAAUAAAACUUAAUUCGUUUUAUAACAGAAAAAAAAUGAACUGAUAGAAAAAUAACACAAUUACUGAUGAACUAAACGGUGAUAAUCGGAGUUAACAACAUAUAAAGAUACUUAAAGGCACAUUUUGCUUCACAAACCAAUAAGUUUUUAAUUUCUUUGGAAUGAGGAAACAAUAUUGUUUUGUAAUGUUUAAAUAAUGGUUUAAGAGAAAUUUUAGAUACCUGAAAAAAAUAGCUAUAAAUGUGAAAUAAUUUGUCAUAAAAGUAGUAAAAUGUAAACAAAGUAGAUGUUGACUUUCAUACAAAAUACAUAUUCACUAAAUCUGUAUGUAUUACCAAAAAACGCAACAAAUGAAAAAGAUUAAUUCGGUAAUCUUUGCCAAUGAGUAGCUGUAUGGAUACUAUAAAAGUACAUCGAAAAGAAAAAAAUGGGGAUUUUAAAAAGCCUGUCUAAGACUAAAUUUAACUUUAUAUUAAAUAUUUUUAAAAAUCGUUUGAAUGUGUAUGCAGCAAUAUAUGUUAAUCAGAUAAAAAUAGUUUAGCCUAUUAAACUAUAUAUUGCAUCUUG
Molecule: messenger RNA, 1930 nt
Organism: Ruditapes philippinarum (Manila clam)
Lineage: Eukaryota; Metazoa; Mollusca; Bivalvia; Venerida; Veneridae
Product: heavy metal-binding protein HIP-like
Exons: 4
Coding region: 124-711 (195 amino acids)
Molecular function (GO): protein binding
Source: RefSeq, a predicted model, not a curated record